AUGUCCGUUGCCACCGUUUUCCUCGCCCUUUCCAUCGCCAUGACUCUCCUGGCCCUUCCCUGCCUCUCGAGUGGCUUCGACCUGGGACAGUCCACCCGCUGCGUGGCCAUCCCCAGCCGGUUGACUUUGUGCCAGAACGUGGGCUACUCUGAGAUGCGCCUGCCCAACUUCCUGGGCCACAGCAGCCUGGACGGGGAGGUGGUUCCCCGUUCCGAGGACUGGAGAUCCCUGCUGCAGACGGGCUGCCACCCCCAGGCCCAGGCCUUCCUCUGCUCCCUGAUCGCACCGGUCUGCCUCGACACGUUCAUCCUGCCUUGCCGUAGCCUGUGCACGGCGGUGAGGGACAGCUGCGCUCCAGUGCUGGCCUGCCAGGGCCAAGCUUGGCCCGAGGCCCUCAGCUGUGACCGCUUCCCCGCUGAGGAGGACAUGUGCCUGUCCCCGCACCCAAAGUUCCCCCAGUUCACCAAAGACUUGCCUAAACCUGCCUGUCAGAACUGCCCAUCGGUGGAAGAGUACCCUACAAUGAAAGGGGUUCUGGACACCUUGUGCCAGCAUGACUUCGCUGUGACUGCCAAGCUGCACCGUCGACGCCUGCCCAGCGGCGAGCCCGAGUUCCAGGUGGACGGCCGGGUGGAGUUCAUCCGCCAGGGCCCCCUCCUCCCGUACGACACCCAGCACCUCCUCCAGCAAUGGCUGCUCAUCAACCUGCGCUGCGCCCACGCACUGGUGCGACCCGGGCGCUCCCAGCUCUACCUGAUCGCGGGCACCGUGCAGGCCGACACCACCCUGGCCAUCACCCGGCUCUUCCCCUGGCACAAGAAGGACGCCAACAUCGCCACGGCGACGCGCAAGUGGAAGCACCACAGGUGUUGAUGGAGGAGGAGGAGCCUAGGCGUCGAACUGAACCAUGAUGGCGCGGCUAGCUAACUGGAGCAACUCUAUAGCACGCGGGAAAUGUUGCCGAUGAAUUUGGCCAACAAAUAAGAUAAAGGGAACGUUUAUGGGAUGGAGGAGGGGAUAGAGUCUUUCUAGAUUUCAGUUUUGGGCGCUAUAGUCCACUUAAGAGCUCUAGAUGUGUACAGGGAAAGAGCUGGACUCAAGGUUCUCUGCUGCCCCCGGUGACCCACUUUGUAUUUACAUGGUCACAAAGUUAAUAGAAUGCACUCGAAAAACUGUACAUAACAAUAUUGUAUAUUAUGUUUGUAAGAAAUUAUUUUCAAUAUAGAAAAUUUUGUAUUUAUGAGUUUUUAUUAAGUUUCA
Molecule: messenger RNA, 1260 nt
Organism: Gadus chalcogrammus (walleye pollock)
Lineage: Eukaryota; Metazoa; Chordata; Actinopteri; Gadiformes; Gadidae
Gene: szl
Product: sizzled
Exons: 4
Coding region: 1-873 (290 amino acids)
Biological process (GO): canonical Wnt signaling pathway; non-canonical Wnt signaling pathway; negative regulation of canonical Wnt signaling pathway
Molecular function (GO): Wnt-protein binding
Source: RefSeq, a predicted model, not a curated record